Molecule: messenger RNA, 2345 nt
Organism: Salvelinus sp. IW2-2015
Lineage: Eukaryota; Metazoa; Chordata; Actinopteri; Salmoniformes; Salmonidae
Product: melanocortin-2 receptor accessory protein 2A
Biological process (GO): protein localization to plasma membrane; regulation of adenylate cyclase-activating G protein-coupled receptor signaling pathway
Cellular component (GO): plasma membrane; endoplasmic reticulum
Molecular function (GO): type 5 melanocortin receptor binding; signaling receptor regulator activity; type 1 melanocortin receptor binding
Source: RefSeq, a predicted model, not a curated record
GACAGUGCAGUUAGAUUAACACGAAUUUAAGCUUUCUGCCAAUAUCAGAUAUGUCUAUGUCCUGGGAAUUGUUCUUGUUACGUGGACGGAACACCGAUCCUGAAUUAAUAUAUUCAAAAGCCCUUGCUUGUAUAGUGUCUUGUGCAUCAAUUCAGUUCAUCUUCACAGCCUGCGGAAUAUUUAAUCCUUAAAUAAGACAAUGGUGAACAAAGAGAGAAUAAUUAAAUGUCUCUUCUUCAUCCCUUUUCAAACAUUCACUGAUUAAUUAAGUGUUUAACCUUAGAUGAAUAAUAGCCUGGAUUCUGCUGCUUUAAUUUCACUCUGUUUUCGUGACAAUAAAAUAGAGUAUGCUUGACCUUUGAACAUAAUGGAUUAUUGACAGUAUUCCAAAACACAGAUCCAGAACGUCUUAAAAGCCACUAGUGCCUUUGCAUAAAUAUUUUCAUUGAUGGAUAGUGAUAAGAUCACUCCACGUCGCAGUCCCUCUCUUCUAAAAGUGUAGGCUACAUAUCCUAGCUACCGCCCUCCAUUUAACCGCCCUCCAACUCUUUAUUGCUCUGCGCAUCCUAGCCAAGCGCGCGAGUCCGAAAGCAAUUCAAGAUGAUGUCAAUGGAGAGGCACACCCUCGUUCCGAAUCCAGAGACAGAGCGAGAGAGCGCGCAGUGUAAGCGCACAGCUGCGUGUGGUGAAGUUUAGUAUACCUCAGAAAUCCUCGCCUACUUCGCUAGAUUAAAAAAAAAAGAUUGGUGUGGGGGAAUAAACCUGUCUCACUGCGCACGCACGGCACCAACAUUGUCCAAUGACUGAAUCUUGCGCAUCUACUGAUGACCAUUACUUGAAAUUGUUUGGCACAAUGCGGUGUUGUAUUUAACGUUCGCCUUUUUUGUUGUUUUUAGUCUGCCUGUGCUCUUGGAUCUUUUUGGAGAUGUCUGAGUUUAACCACUCAAAUCUAUCAGGCGGAAACGCUCCGGACCCGGACUACAAGUGGACGUAUGAAUAUUACGACGAUGAUGAGCCUGUUUCGUUCGAGGGACUCAAAGCGCACCGAUACUCCAUCGUGAUAGGCUUCUGGGUGGGCCUGGCUGUCUUUGUCAUAUUCAUGUUCUUUGUCCUGACGCUUCUCACCAAGACAGGAGCUCCACAUCCAGAAGGAGCUGAGCCCUGUAAGAAGCGUGUUCGUCUGACCAGCUGUGUGGAGGACCUCCGCCCCCCUGCAGACCCUGACAACCGGCCCUGCCUCCAACUGGACUCCUCUCUCAGCCGCUCCCUCUUCCACUGCUACAUCAAUGAGGAACAGGCCCAGGRGGGGUCCAGGCCUAGAGCUGGGGCACGAGUUGUGGGAGCACCCAGAGGAGGGCUUGUCCAGGGGCCGGGGCGAGGCAGGUCAGGCAGCCCAGAGGAGGGGGUGGUGGUGGGGAUGGAAGUAGGUGUCAGCCGUGCCCUGCAAGGGGCUGCCAUGUUGGGGGGGAACCGGACUGACCACAGAGAGGCAAUGUCCCUGUCCCACUUCAACAUCCCUAACGUUGUGAACUCCGAGCACUGCUCCGCCCUGGGGGCGGACGAUCUGCUGCUGGGGGAGCCGCCAAUCAUCAUGGAGGGGGUGUGUCAUUGGCCCCACAGUGCACAUCACAUGAUGGACUAAGGUCCUCUCUACUUCCUGGGGUGCCGCCAAUCAUCCUGGAGGGGUAGUGUCGUUCCCAUGGGGUCCUUCACACGAUUGACUGGGGGAACCAUCAAUCAUCCUAGAGGGGCGGUGUCAUCGGCCACUUAGUGCCCUUCAGAAGACGGACUGUCCUGCCCAUCACACAAUAGACUAGGGUCCUGCUUACUUCCCACACCCACCUCCGUUAAGACAUUAUAGAUAAUUAUGAGGACAUCACAGGACUCCUCAGCCUUAUAUAGAGAGAGUUGUGUCAAGGUCCUAAUCUAACAUUCUGUGUUGUGCCAGUCAUGUACAGUGCAAGCUCUCCUAAUUAGGCUGUGGUUCCAGAUUCUCACACCACCUUCAUUGUGAGGACAUUCUAGAUUAUUAUGGAUCCUCCUACAGUAACUGUACCUCCUGACAUUUUCAUUCUGUUCAGAUUUGGUUCAGGCUAAAAUACUGUACAGUCAAAAUAUAUAAACGUUAAUUAACAAUAGAUUUAAAUAUACAUAUGUGACAUGAGCUACUUUUCUAAUCUUUAUGUCAACAAGGUUGCCUACGCAGAGCCAGAACUUGUGACGUCACAUCUCAACGCUAAACUGGAAGUCCAGCUUCAUCAAGUUGAUUCGAAUGUUUUUAUUUAUUUAACUAGGCAAGUCAGUUAAGAACAAAUUCUAAUUUACAAUGACGACCUACCACAGCC